This is a messenger RNA of Mesorhabditis spiculigera, 1968 nucleotides long. The record is from the annotation of a GenBank genome assembly. Lineage: Eukaryota; Metazoa; Nematoda; Chromadorea; Rhabditida; Rhabditidae.
AUGAACGUCCGGCAAUUUGAAGUGGUUGACGAUGAUUAUGGCUUCAAAGAGCUCGGGGUCGAUCCGGAGUCCCUGAAGCUCCCGACAAACGGCGAAGCCCAUGCGGAUUUCGUACGAACGAUGGUGCUGCCGUUUCUGGCAGCCAUGCACGAGGAGGAGGAAGGGGUGACGGCCGCAGAAUUUUUGGGAACCGCUUCGGCAUUGUGCAAAACGUCAAUCAGCGAGGAUGUGAUUCGGGCUCUCUUCCCUGAAUGCCACUCCCUCGUGCAUUAUCUCGAUACGUAUUUCGGUGCACACAUCAUGAAAAUUGGAGACCGCUUUCGCCUCAAAUCGCUCCCGAAUGACGAAAAUGGCCUUUUCGCCGAUCUGGAGGAGAUGAGCCGCUUCCACGCUCACAAGAUCAAAGACGGCGUGGCAAGGAAACGCAAGGAAAACCGCCAGCCGCAAAGUUUGAGACGCUACUUCCAGAAUUACAAUGUACUCUACGACAUCCUACAACAAAUCAACACAAGCCAGAGCAAGCCGCCGACGUCUCGGGUCAUUUACUCCGACCUGGCCAAAGCAUACCUAUCAAUUGAUGUGGUACUUAAUGCAAAGUACCUUUCGGAUCGUUUUGGUCGUUCAUCAUUCAAAAAAAUCUUCCAAGACAGCUCCGUCGCCUUCUUCGCGUCAAGAUUCGAAUACACGGAGGGACCGAAGGACGGCAUAUUUUAUAUCGCCAUUAAACCUGGAGUGCAAAAAAUGACCCCCGAGGAAAUCGAUGAAGAGGUGAAGAAGGCCGAAGGAUCAUUCAUGGGUCCGCCUACCAUCGCUCAGAAUCCGAAGCCACCGGCGCCCGUGGUAAAGCUCGACGAAAGCGCUCUUGCGGUUGCUAGAGGCACGCUGACGCAACCGUUCAAACCACCUCAGCGUAUCCCCUACACUGAGCCACCGGCAGCCCCGAAAACUCACCAACGCCCGGAAACGUCAGCUCCCGUUGGCCGCUCGCCAGCUCGUGCGCAGCUUCCGGUGGAGCCAUCGAUUUCCGACUCGAUGGAAGAAGAUGGGUGCUAUACAGAAGACGAGGCGCCGGGAGCAAAGGACAAGUUGCCGAAACGGGAGAAGAAGGAGCACCGCGAGCAGGAAAAGAAGAACCUACACGAGGAAAAAAGUCAUCGCAGCCCAGCGAAAUCGCCACACCGGAACUUCCCUACAAGCUACUGGGACGAUAAAAUACCCGACCGUGGUGAGCCGCGACAGAAACAGCAAGAGCCGGUUGCGGACGCAUGGGCCGAUGAUCAACCUGCGGUGCCGGCAGCGGCCGCGCAUUCUACUCUCCAUAUGCAUCGUCAGCAUCCCGGCGCGACGCAGGAACAUCUACCGAUGGCACCCCAGUACGACCAACAACCCUUCGGUGGACAAGUGGCGGGAUAUCAUCCGAUUGCAGCCAAUCAGGGACAGCCCGGUUUGCCGCCAGCUCCGGAUCGCUGGCGCGGCCCCCCACCAACACUUCCACAAGCUCAGGCAAUUCCGCGGCCGCAGAUCCCCGUUCAAGCUAACAUCCCGCCGUCACGCCCCAUCACGCCAACCAUGGGCCUCCAGUACCCGCCGCAAAUUCCGCCAUCCUGGGACGGUCAGUUUGGUGCACCACAUGGAAUUGCUGGCAGUCCGAGCCAGCCGGCCAGCCAGCCAGUGCCCGCAUCGCAGCACGUGGUUUUGCCGCACAGGGACCACUUCAUCGCCAAGAUCUACGAAGCGGUGUUUGAAGCCGGAAAUGCGGGGCAAUACUUGGCGUUGCGCGAUUUGCUUCACCAUCUGACAACGACGCUGCCCCGCGGCUGCUGUGGCGUUCAUCCGUCCGAACUUGGCGCCGCGGAUUGGCCGUCGGUCUUCGCACUCGUGCGCCACCAGGACGGACACCCCGCCAUUCGUCUAUUCCAGCAAGGUGACGAGUAUCUGCUGCAGUACAUCAUGCCUGUGAGCGGUCGA